AAAAAGGUGCUAUAAGUUAGAAAAUUAUAAGUUAGUCAUAUACUGUAUAUAUGUUCAAACUUGUUUUUAAAAAAGUUGUUAAAAGUAGUUAAAAGCUGUUCAAAGCAGUUAAACGAAAAUAUGUCGACAGAAGAUAUAAUUUACCUUCUUCUUUUGGUGUUGUCCAUUCCGUUUGGUCACGUGGUAAAGUUGGCAGGCAGUCCAGCCAUCAAGAGGAUGCUUUGCUUUGGUGCUGGUGUAUUCAUUGUCUUGUUGUUGGUUGGUUACAAGGGGAUGAUACAUUCGUUGGUGACUAUCCUUGGAAAUUAUAUUUUGUUACAACUGGUUGGGCCAAGACAUUGUCGUUUGGUUUCGUUCGUGUACGUGUUUGGAUAUCUCUUCUUCUUUCGAACGUGCAGUCGAUUUGGUUUUCCCGCGCCGCCUUCUCAUUCGAAUGCUGUACAACUAUUGGUUACAUUGAGAAUGAUCAACCUUGCAUUUGAGUAUCACGAUGCAAACGAGAGAAAAGAAUCGAAAGAUGACAGUUGGGAAAAGUUUAGAAUCAAGAAAGAUUUUUCAGCUUCAUUAUUUGAUUACUUUGCUUAUGGCUACUGUUACAUUGGCUUAAUGACAGGCCCUUUUUACACUUACCAAACUUUUCAAGAUAUGUUGUACCAGGAUGGAUCAAAAAUAUCCACAGUGUUGCCAGCUAUACGUAAUUUGAAAUAUUUAUCCAUCUUCUGCGUCCCUUAUAUUUUACUCGCAAAGUAUUAUCCGUUGAACUACCUGGAAAGCGACGAAUGUUUAAACCACACAUGGGGCGUACUGUAUCAACUCUGGAUUCUAUUUCCGACAUUCACGUGGUUCCGAUGGCGUUUUUACAUCGGUUGGAUGUUGGCUGAAGCUAUGUGUAUAACCGCAGGGCUUGGGGCGUAUCCUUUUGAAUGUAAAGCGAGACCAGCUUUGGGUCCCACUCAAUAUAUCCCUGAUGAUUUUGAUGCUGAAGAAUCAGCAAGGCAACAUGAAGGCGACACACACGACUUUGAAACGACACACAACAUUAUCAUAUUUGGUGUGGAGCUAGCUCCUACCAUGAAGCAGGCUAUGAAAGUGUGGAACAUGACCGUGCAAUGGUGGAUGGCAACUUAUGUUUACAAAAAACUACCAAUCAAAUCAAAUCAAAUCAGAAUGUUCUUGUUGCUCUUUGUGAGUGCGUUUUGGCACGGUGUGCAUCCAGGUUACUACGCAACCUUUAUGUCAGUUCCAAUGGUUGUCAUGGGAGAAACUCGAAUGACCAAUGCUGUUAAGCCGUACUUAAGUGAAAAACAACAGUAUUGGUGGGAUUGGAUCACGUGGUUUUGUUUAUACAGAUCGUUUGAGUACCUUGGAGUAGGUUUUAUGCUGUUGAAGUUGGAAUCUAUAUGGAAAGUUUGGACGAGGAUGUAUUUUAUUGGACAUAUAUUUAUAGUUUUGUUUAUCGUUCUGCCAUUUUUUAUUCCAAGAAAGAAGAAAAGACCAGAAACCGAUAAUAGUAUUAAGAACGACGAGAAAGCUGAAAAAACGAAAACCCUUUAAAAGAAUGUUUCUAAAUAAAUUUUUUAGGUAUAUAUUUUAACAAAUCUUUAAAGAAAUUAGAUAUUAUGAAAAUAGUCGUGAUAAAAAAAAUGCCGUAAUGUGUAGAUUUCCAUAGGGCGGCUGCAAUGAUGAGCAAAAUAAUAAUGAAAAAAGAAA
Messenger RNA from Hydractinia symbiolongicarpus, 1710 nucleotides. Its product is annotated as lysophospholipid acyltransferase 7-like. The record is from RefSeq and is a predicted model, not a curated record. Gene Ontology annotation, cellular component: membrane; mitochondria-associated endoplasmic reticulum membrane contact site. The coding region runs from base 121 to 1554 and encodes 477 amino acids. Gene Ontology annotation, biological process: phosphatidylinositol biosynthetic process; lipid modification. Gene Ontology annotation, molecular function: lysophospholipid acyltransferase activity. Lineage: Eukaryota; Metazoa; Cnidaria; Hydrozoa; Anthoathecata; Hydractiniidae. The transcript has 5 exons.